This is a messenger RNA of Leptinotarsa decemlineata (Colorado potato beetle), 1791 nucleotides long. RefSeq names its product tRNA endonuclease ANKZF1. NCBI's taxonomy places the organism in Eukaryota, Metazoa, Arthropoda, Insecta, Coleoptera, Chrysomelidae. Gene Ontology annotation, molecular function: protein binding. Gene Ontology annotation, biological process: ERAD pathway. The record is from RefSeq and is a predicted model, not a curated record.
AUGAAAUUAGUUGAAGAGAAAGUUUAUGCAUUGGUCAGAAUAAAUGAUCUAUCAAGUAUAUCUGGUUCUGAUUCAGAAAAAGAAGACACCCUGGAUACUUAUGCUAUUGCCCAAGGAAAAAUAUUUCUUCAAAAUGACAAAAGAGAAGUGUUUUCCAUGUACCGUUGUCUGCUAUUUGAUAGGAAAGAGGAAGUAUCUGAUGAAAUCCUAAUAACUCGUUUAAAGGAAUGUUGUGUGACUAACAAACAGUGGACUAUACUGAUGUUAGGUGGUGGUCAUUUUGCUGGCGCAGUAUUUCGAAAUGGCGAACCAAUUUUGCACAAAACAUUCCACUGCUACACUGUAAGAGCUGGACAAGGAGGAUCUCAAUCUGCCAGAGAUGGAAAAUCAGGUGGGGCACAACCCAAAAGUGCUGGAGCUUCGCUCAGGAGAUAUAAUGAACAGUCUUUAGUACAACAUGUGAAAUCGAUUGUGGAAACCUGGAAAUCAGAGAUAGAGGAAAGCUCUCUGGUCAUAUACCGUGCCUCUGGACCAUACAACAGAACAGUUUUAUUUGGAGGAACAUCUCCAUUAUUGGACAGAAAUAACAAAAAACUUAGAACAAUACCAUUUUCCACUAGAAGAGCUACAUUCACCGAAGUUAAAAGAGUUUAUAAUUUGCUUUCAACUGCCGCACUUUAUGGUAAAGAUAUAUUUAUUAACUUUACAUUUUCCAAACAGAAAUCUCCUGAAGAAGAUUCAAAAAGAAACAAAGUGCGUUCAUCAUGUGUGAACAGGGCAAAAUCACGAGAAACCGUAGAAAGACCACUUCCUACACCCCUGUCAAGUGAUAGCAACUCAGAACCAGAAUUGAAUGAAAUCGAUGCAAUAAAUGAGAAUUUUAACACCAUAGAAUUGAGUUCAAAGGAAACGGAAAUAUCUUUCGCUAACUUGCAGGAAUUUGAUGAUAGCUUAACACCUGAACAAAGAAAAAGGCCCAAGAAGAAGCCAAGAAAAAGUAAAACUAAAAAACUCAGAGAACAAGAAGAAGCUAGGAAAAAGGAGUUGUGUGAUAUACUAUUUAGAGGUGAUUUAACCAAAUUGAAACAUCUAAUAGAAGAACAAUCAAAUUGUACAAUUUCUGAAGAGAGUGGAACCGAAAAGGACGCUUUUGUGAACAAAGUAAUUGAUGAAAAUUCCAAUACUUUGCUACAUGUGGCGGCUCUAAACGAGCAUGUUGAUAUUGUUGGAUAUUUAUUGGAAAAUAAUGCAAAUCCUUGUUUGAAAAACAAAAAUCAACAAACCGCCUACACUUGUACUCAGAGCAAGGAUAUUAGAAAUUUUCUAAAGGAAUUUGCCAAGAUGAAUCCUGACAAAUUCAAUUAUAAUAAGGCUAACAUUCCCACUAACUCAUUGACCAACGAGGAAAUCACAGAGAAGAAAAAGGCACAAAGGAAAUCAAAAAAGGAAAAAGAGAAAGUGAAAAAAAAGGAGAGUGAAAUCAAGAAAAAGGAAGAGGAAGAAAAGGACAGGUUUCUGAAACUGAGUGAUAGAGAAAAAAGAGCAUUGGCAGCUGAAAGAAGAAUCUUGAGUCAGUCAGGAACUGUUACAAAGCGAUGCUUUUUGUGUGCAGAAGAUAUAGCUGGAAAAAUACCGUUUGAAUACAUGGGAAACUUGUUUUGUUCUAUAGAGUGCUUGAAAGCUCACAGAAUGCAACAUCCAUUAAUUUUAUCCUGAAUUAGCUUGUUGGAAUGUAUUCAGUAGGUAAUGUAAUGUGAAGCUUGGAAGAAAUUAUAACUCAUGUGUUUUUUU